GGAGCUGGACAUGAGCUCCACGAGGAUAAUGGAUAUUAAGAUGCGGGAUUCAGCAGAAGGGCUUGGUGAGGACAGCUCAGGAAAGAAGAAGUCCAAGUUCAAGACUUUUAAAAAGUUUUUUGGGAAGAAGAAAAGAAAAGAGGCCUCCACACCUGCAAGCAGCAGCACCUGGAAGCCCAGUCAGUCAGAGAGUAAUGACAUUACUCCAGUAUCCCUACCCGUUGGCUACGACUCAGAGGAUGAACUCGAGGAUCACAAGGGUACUUUGGGGAGCCGAGCCCUUUCACACGACAGCAUUUUCAUUCCUGAAACGGGUCAAGACCCCCCCAGGCCAGCUCGGGUAUUUUCUCAGGAAAAUGUGUCUGAGAGAAUCAAAGCUUUACAGAUGAAAAUACAGUAUAAUAUGAAACUGGGACCCCCUCCUCCAUGUGGGAUUCCCACUAAACGGGCAGAUGAUGCCGGCAUGAGUUCUGAAGAUGAUGGGUUACCCAGGAGUCCUCCAGAAAUGUCUUUAUUACACGAUAUAACUGCCACCACCACCACAAAGUUCUCUGACCCUCACAAGCAUCUUAGCUCUUUGAGUUUAGCUGGAACAGGCAGUGAAGAAGAAGAACAGGUCACUUUAGGUUCUUCUUCCAGACCCAUCUCUCCAGACCAGCUUUUCUCCAGACAUGCCAGCGAUACUAUGACAUCACCGAGGACAUCUGACAGUAGCCUCUCACCUCUAGCAGAUUUCGAUUAUCCUCCUGAAUUCUCCUCCUGCCUCGAUAACUCAGCAGCAAAGCACAAACUCCUGGUUAAACCUCGAAACCAGAGGUCCAGCAAAAUGAGACGGUUGUAUUCGCGAGCACAGUCAGAAUCUCUAAGUGAUCUGACUUGUACCCCGGAGGAAGAGGAGGAAGAUGGGAAACAAAUGCUCAAAGACCAGAAAGAUGAGAAUACCAGUUAUAGCCAGGAGGAAAUGAUAGACAAGAAUACUACAGCAAACAGCCCAGAGAUUUUGAGCCCAGAGAUGCCUGAGGAACCUUCCCAGAGCCAAGAGAACCAAGAUGAAAAGCCUUUGGUGCUCCAAUCUUCUGAUGUAUUUGCCAGUCCAGGGGAGUUGUCAUCACCAGAAAAUAACCAUGAGACUACAGUGGAAAUCAGUGGCUCAGAGUUAGAGUCAGACCAUUUACUUUCUUUAGUUCCCCCUUCUCUUCCUGAAAACUCCUCGCUUCCUGCUCUAGAUGAAGAAGAAAGCAAAGAAACAUCUCCCACAGCAGUGUCUCCUCCUACAAGGAGCACAUGUGAGGAGUUGGUUUGUCCACUUAGUGAAGUCCAAAGUCAGUCUUGUGACAGCCCUCUAGAUAUACCCCCUCCAACGGCUAUUUCUAACACUACUGCAAUUUCAUCUGGUUUAGAUUGUUCAGAAAAUAACACAGAGGAGUCAAAAGACAGCCUAGAGGUGUCUGAUGCUGGGGAAGUGGUGAAAGAAUCCACCAUAAUGCCUGACCUGGGCACCCAGUUACCAAAGAGUUGUUUGAAAAACAAAAACUCUUCGGUCACCUCGAGUCCCAGUGUUUCUCCCAUUCCUCUCAAGUCAGUGUCACCACAGCUGGGACCUGCCCCCUGGCAGCUGGAGAAAAAGACCACCCCUGAGGAGGUCCCCAAGUCUGAGCAACAAGGCUCCCCUCCCACAACUCCCAAGGGAGGAGGGGUGUCAGAUGGUAAACUGGAAAGGGCAACCAGUGAACUGAGAAGCUCCAGAAAGUUCUCUGUGUCUUCCUCCUGGGAGAGACCAAAGGCCAGCAACCUCUAUCUGAAAGAACAUUCAGGCAGCAACGCUCCAUCAAACACAAAGUUGUCCCUGCUGAAGACAAAUGUGACCUCAAGAAAUGAGGUGACCAGAGAUAAUCUUCAGAUGAACACUGAACACCAGGAAGGGAAAUUGGGCAUUAUAAAACAGGCACCACCAGUAGAGAGUGACUCUCAGAAGAACUCUGUCUGCCGAGAGGGUGACCACACUAGACCACCAAAGGCAGAUCCCUGUCCACAGUUACCCAGUCAGCCUGAGGGUGAAGACAAAAACCCCUUUCAAGUCAAACUCCGGUCCACUUCGCUGUCUUUCAAAUAUAGAGAUGGAUCAUUCCCAGAAUCAAAGGGAAUGAAGCGAUACAGUGCAGAGAUCAGGAUGGAGAGAGGGGGGUUGAGGUUGCUUUCAAAAGAUGAAAAAACUCAGUUCAAAAGACUAUCAGAUAUAAGUGCAGCUAGUCCUCUAAACGAUAAGGUAAAAGGUAAAGCCAAGUCCUCGGAGCAGCUUAGUCACAAGCCACCAUUACCCAAAAAACCUGUUUUGCAAACUCUAACUACUCCCCACUCACACACACUCCCUGCAGGGAAUCUUGAAAACCUGGACAAAUUAAUCAAGUCUCCAGAAUCCAGAAACGAAACUAAGGCCCUGGAGAAAAAGUUGCCUCUUCACAAAGUAGCUGAAAAAAACACGCCAUCCCCAGCAUCAGCCCCUGGAGCCUCGGAGGGCCACUCACUGCCACCCUGGAUUACUCUGGCCAGGCAGAAGCGCCGGGGCUCACGAGAACAGCAGCUGCUGAGCAAGGAGGAAAAGCCUGCUGCACCAGCCGCAAAGUCAGACCCAGAAAAGCCGGCUAAAGACCCGGACCGAACAGAGGAGCGCAUUAAGCAACAAGCUGACUUUGUCCGGAGCAAAUCUUUCCUGGUGACACCAGCUAAAACUUCUGAAGAACAGAAGCCCAGAGCAAAGCUGAACCUCAAAGAAGGACUCCACCGAGGCAUUUCACUUUCCCAUCAGAACCUAGCAGCUCAAUCUCAGGUGAUGACUGAGAAAGAACUGAAUCAGCUAAAGAGGGCCAGUUACUCCAGCGCAGAUCAGCCAUCCUGGAUGGAACUUGCCAAAAAGAAGUCUCAAGCCUGGAGUGAUAUGCCUCAGAUUAUAAAAUAG
Messenger RNA from Gracilinanus agilis (Agile Gracile Mouse Opossum), 2956 nucleotides. It is a transcript of the gene CRACDL, whose product is annotated as CRACD like. Lineage: Eukaryota; Metazoa; Chordata; Mammalia; Didelphimorphia; Didelphidae. The coding region runs from base 11 to 2956 and encodes 981 amino acids. The record is from RefSeq and is a predicted model, not a curated record. The transcript is spliced from 10 exons.